Molecule: messenger RNA, 1140 nt
Organism: Trachymyrmex cornetzi
Lineage: Eukaryota; Metazoa; Arthropoda; Insecta; Hymenoptera; Formicidae
Gene: Non3
Product: Ribosome production factor 2-like protein Non3
Exons: 6
Coding region: 117-1061 (314 amino acids)
Biological process (GO): maturation of LSU-rRNA from tricistronic rRNA transcript (SSU-rRNA, 5.8S rRNA, LSU-rRNA); ribosomal large subunit assembly
Cellular component (GO): nucleolus
Molecular function (GO): rRNA binding
Source: RefSeq, a predicted model, not a curated record
ACCAACUGUACGGUGUGCAAUCGAGCCAUGUGUGUGGUUAGGUUAUUUCAGGUUUAUUCACUUUUACUGAGAAAAAUAUAAAAUUGUAAUUUUUAGUAUCAAUUUAUUAUUUCAUCAUGCCUGCUGUAAACAGAAUUACAAAGCCAAUUACACAUAAGGGUAAGAAAGCUAUAUUGAAGAAGGAGCCUAAGUUGAUAGAAAAUGCUAAAGAAGCUUUAUGUCUCAAGGGUAAUCGCACGUCACAAAUCGUUACAGAUAUUAUGAAGGAUUUGUAUGAUUUGAAGAAACCUCAUGUACAAAUGAUGAAACAGAAAAAUGAUAUACUGCCAUUUGAGGAUAUUACACCUAUUGAAAAAUUUGCUUUUAAGUAUGAUGCAUCUCUUUUCAUGAUAGCUACUCAUAAUAAGAAACGUCCACACAAUCUUAUAAUGGGUCGAAUGUACGAGCAUAUGUUAUUAGACAUGAUAGAAUUUGGCGUAGAAAAUUAUAAAGGAUUGAAAGACUUCAAAGUUGAAAAGAUUACCUCAGGAAUAAAACCAUUGUUGAUAUUUAAUGGUGAACUCUUUGAAAGUAAUCAUGAAUAUGGAAGGAUCAAAAACUUACUCAUUGACAUGUUCCUUAGAGAAGAAGUUCAAAAGAUCAGAUUGCAAGGUCUUGAACAUGUUUUAAGUUUUAUAGCUGUCGAGAAUAAAAUACUUCUACGCAGUUAUAGGAUACUUUUAAAAAAAUCUAACACGAGAACACCUAGGAUAGAACUUGUGGAAAUAGGACCACGUGCUGAUUUAGUGUGCAGGCGUAACAAGUUUGCCUCUGAAGAUUUAUUCAAUCGAGCUUGUCGGAAACCUAACGCACUCAAGGCAAAGACGAAAAAAAAUAUUUCUAAAGAUACAUUUGGAACAACGUAUGGCCGUAUACAUAUUGGCUCACAAAAUAUUAUCGGUAUUCAGACAAGGAAGAUGAAAGGCUUAAAAAAAACAUUAUCAGAAAAAAAUACCCAAAAGAGAAAAAUUGCUGAUGAUAAUAACGACGGCGCAAAGAAAUUAAAAGAAACUACGGAUUGAGAUAUUGAUCGAUUGGGACUUAAAUGGCCACAGUGAAGCCAGUAAUUAACCCACUGAUCAACAUCAUGAUAACAGCAAG